Molecule: messenger RNA, 1881 nt
Organism: Mobula hypostoma (lesser devil ray)
Lineage: Eukaryota; Metazoa; Chordata; Chondrichthyes; Myliobatiformes; Myliobatidae
Gene: fam228a
Product: family with sequence similarity 228 member A
Exons: 8
Coding region: 1-930 (309 amino acids)
Source: RefSeq, a predicted model, not a curated record
AUGGUGGGCGGCCUCCCCGCGCGCCGCCUGCGGCCGCUGGCCAUGGGCUCGAGGAAAGGUGGCGCGGGGCGGAUCACCGUGCACCGGCCGUUUCCGAGCGAGAGCCCGUCGGGUGCGCCGCGGCAGGAGGAGGACUCUCCAACGCAGCAGGCUGUCCCAUUGCGUGCUGAAAGCUCUGAGAUUGAUACUGCAACAUGUUCAAUGAAAUCUCCUUUAUCCCAAAAAUGUGCAAGAAUACAGAGUCUAGAAAAAUGUCACAAUGCAUCUAAAGAACAGCAAUGUGUGAACUGGCUCUCAAAGAAGUAUUUCACUCAUCUCCAGACCAAAGCAGUUCUGGAAUCCAAUGAAGUUUAUACUCUUUGCCAGCCUAUAUAUGACACACACGAAAGCUUUGUGAAGGAGUUGGAUAAAUAUUUGGCCUACAAAGAUAUGCUAAACUUGAGAAAAAAAGAGCUAUUAUACAAGAAAUGGAAUGAAUGUGUCUAUCAACCACUGCAAUGGAAACUCAGGUCAAUAUUAAACCAGUCACUCGAAAAGAGGCGAGCUUCAAUUUUGCAGUACUUAGAUUACUGCAGUAAAAAGGAGCCUGUGUUUUUGGAAAAUUAUAAUGCUGAUGACUUCAAUCCAUUUGUCCUUCAACAGUGCAAACCUAAAACACUUGAGGCAAGGGCUUUAAGUCUCAAUGAUCCUCUGCUGUUGCAGAGUCGAAGCAAAAGUGAGGAAGACAGUGCUAUACUGCAGUGUCAAGAAGGUAAAGUUUACUCUUUGAAACAACGUAAAGAAUUCUUACAACCGCAAUUACCUCUAGUUCCUUUGGAUCGCCAUAAUAUCAACUGCAUCACAUGGCUUCAUAUACCACUAAGCUACAUUGAGAGUGAUGUCCGGCAAAGAAGCAGGAAACGAAUUAUUUCAGAAACUGCUAGAAUCUAAACACGGAAGCUCAUCUACUUUUGCUGAACAGAUGCAAACUUGUUCGAAGUUUUUCCAAGAUGCACAUUGAAUGGGCAUUCUAAUAUCUACGCUGGCAAACAGAUGUAAUCUUCCAGAUUCAUUUAUUCAACAAAUUUGUUCAAUUCAAUUCUUGAAAAUCCUGUCUCCUUAUAUGACAGCCAUCUCUAAAACUAAGUAAUAAAAUAAUAUUACAUAAAAUAGGAAUAUAAGGACUCAAUUAUUGUUAUUAGCUGCUCACUUGUAUCUUUUUCUUUCAGAGGUACUAAAUUGCCAAAAAUGAGAAGGCAGAUAAAGUGAAAAUGUUUAUGUGUUGAUGUUUACUUCCAUGGAAAAAUAUAAAUACGAAAUACAGGGUGUAAUUAAAACAAAAACUGAAAAAUCUGCAUGUAAUUGAUUGACCUGAAUUCAUGACUUUGGGGAUUCAAAAUUUUAAAUGAACAUUUAAGAAAGGGAGAAAGUUGUAGAGGACAAUGAAGGUUUACUAUUUUUUUUAACCAGUCCAUAAUAUCCUUAAGAGAUGAAUUAUUUGUUGACCUAAAAUGAAGUGCUUUAGUUAUAACUUGGAGGGGUUAUUGGUGAGGCCACAUAAUUUGCUGUUAGUUGUAUUCUCACUUUGAUAAAUGAGGCUGAGUUAUCUUCGGGAGAUUUGCAGAAAUAUAAGGAAGAAUGGUGUGGAGACAGUUUACAUAUACAUUUCAGUCUGGGGCAUAAAGUAGGAAUUUUAUUUUAAAGUAUGCAGGAAUUGGCUAAGAAAUUUAUUCUAUUUUUCAUUAAGACUCUGCAUUUUCCACUAUACUGUACAAAUAUCCAAAUAUUUUAAAAUUACUUGACAGCCUCUUGUUAUUUACUAUGUACUAUUUUAAUACUGUUGUAAGACUACUUUUUAGUAUUGCACACAAUUCGAGUUUCAUUUUCUGAAAUAAAGACAUU